AUGCCUCUCCCAUUCAGCAAUCGCAUCUCGUCCGCCAACAGCCACCCGGAGCUCCAGGACAGUGAUGAGGAGGGCGACCAGCUCAUCCCGCUUCUCAACCGAAGCCAGGUGAAAGCGAGGAAGGUUUGGGAGGGCUUCCUCGACUUUGCCACCCAGGGCGACAUUCUCGGCAUCGCCUUGGGCUUGAUGAUACCACGAAUCGAGAACUGUACCGAAUCUCGAGUAGGAAUCGCGACUGACCAUGUCCUCCGAAGAAUCGCCUCCUCGUUCACGGCACUCGUCAACAACUUCGUGAACAACAUCUUGAUGCCGCCCAUGUCCAUCAUCUUCCCUCUGAACCGCAAUAUUGAAGAGAAGUUCGCCGUUCUCAAGGGUGGUCCCAACUACAGCCACGAGAACAAGUACACGACUCUUGAGCGCGCCAAGGACGAUGGUGCAGUCGUUAUGGCUUACGGCUCUUUCCUCAACCAACUUGUCUCGUUCUUCUGCAUCGGCUUCGCCCUCUAUGGCCUUGCGCACAUCUUUCAACUCUUUUCUCGAGACCCGAUCAUCAGACCUACGGUCAAGUGCAAGUACUGCCGCAAGCGUAUAAGCAUCAAAGCGCAACGUUGCGUCAACUGCUCUAGCUGGUUGGACGGUCGUGAGGACAGGCCUCUUAUGUGA
Molecule: messenger RNA, 663 nt
Organism: Colletotrichum gloeosporioides
Lineage: Eukaryota; Fungi; Ascomycota; Sordariomycetes; Glomerellales; Glomerellaceae
Product: Anditomin synthesis protein L
Exons: 4
Coding region: 1-663 (220 amino acids)
Biological process (GO): intracellular water homeostasis; monoatomic ion transport
Molecular function (GO): mechanosensitive monoatomic ion channel activity
Source: RefSeq, a predicted model, not a curated record